Durusdinium trenchii is the source of this 1341-nucleotide messenger RNA. Lineage: Eukaryota; Dinophyceae; Suessiales; Symbiodiniaceae. The record is from the annotation of a GenBank genome assembly.
AUGAUGAUGAAAGGUCCGUAUAGCCCUCGACCGAGCGAAGACACGUCCAAUGCUUUGCACGGUCUGCCACAGCUCAACCUUCAUAGACCCUCAGAGUGUCGGAAUAGCAUUCAACCCAUCUCGGUUGUAUGGCGACAUAGCACUCCUUCGAGGCACUAUAAGAGAGUAGCAGAAUGUGUUAGCGCUGCGGAGAACUCGGUGACAGAGGCACGAAUGUCUGCUGAUGCCGCCCCUUCCUCCAAAGUGCCGCUGCCACUCAUUUCCAUUGAGCCACCCAAGCUGGUGAUCACUGUCUCAGAUCCGGAUUCGGGCAGAAGAGUGUCUCACAAGAUAUCCCUCGCUUUCUGCGACGCAGUGCCUUGCGUCCUCACAGGCACAAAUAUAGUGGCUCUUGACCCUGAUUGCACGCCUUCGAUACCUGCGCAAGGCAAGUUGGGAGUUCUUUUAGCGAAAGCUCCCACAAAGAGCAAAGACCUCAGAGCAACGAUGACGUCUGGCAACGGCGCCGAGGACAAGUACGCGGUAGCUUCCCAGCUUUGGCUUGUUUAUGCCGAUACUUGCAGUCCACGACAGCUGCAGCAGAUUUUGCUCCAAAUGAGCUUGCAGGGUGCCAUUUUGCACAACAUUACACCUCGAUGGAUGAUCUCUCCUUCUCCCCUACGACAGGGCUUCUAUGGACUCCUCGUGGCGGGGAAGGCGGUGAAACCUGCUGAGCAGGAACCCGCGCAGGAGAUAACCAUGAAAAUCCCUGGCAAGGUGAGAGUGGCGGAUCUUUACAACGAGGUCAAGAUGUCCUUGGCAGUGAAGGGCCACGAGAAUGUUGCAGAUUUUAGGGGUAUCUUCUACAUGGACGCCACCGAAUGCAAGCAUGUUGCCGAAGCUUUGAAUCCAGCAAUGGCAUGCAACAUGGCCACCUAUCACUCAGAAAUUGCGCUGGUAUUCAGCAGCAUAGAGGGAGUUUCGUUGCAUUCAUGGACGCGCAACGAACACGGGCUUUCAGAAGCUUGUGCACUCCAUGCCUUGAAGGGAAUUGGCGAAGCGCUGCGCCACAUCCACUCACUUGGCAUUGUUCAUUCGAACGUGAACCCGGAAAGCAUUUUUAUUAAGACUGACGGCGAGUCAGUGCUUGCAGACUUUGGUUAUGCAGUCCAUUUGCUGGAUGGGAAUCUGCCAAUGGGUUUUGGCCCUGUGCCUCCACAAUACUCUGCUCCAGAGCAGGUGGAAGAUGCGUUUGGCUACGGUCCUCCUGCUGACAUUUUUGCUUUGGGUGGUUGCUUGUAUUUUGCCCUGAGCGACCUCAUGCCAUUCAAAGGAAAAAGCAGCCACUUGGUUUUUCUCUAG